AUGGGGGCAUUUGUCUUCUGUUCAGAUGAAGGACGUGCGCUCUGUCGGAAAUUACUCCAAGAGACCAUGCCAUUUGACACUCAUGACUACCAGCUCGAAGUCAUAACACACAUGCUGGAUGGCGAUGAUGUCCUAUGCACAAUGGCUACAGGAUCCGGGAAGACAGAUGCCUUUAUUCGACUCAUGCACGUCAUUAUAGCGCUGUCCAAAAACCCGUCACUCGCACCUGGCAAAAACUUUCCCCCUGAUCCUGCAAUGCUUGCAAUAUGCCCGACAAAAGCACUUGAAUAUGACUUGGUACAUUUCUGCACAGCGAUUCAUUCUAAACUCACGAACACCGUCAUUAACCAAGACACUGUCGCUGCAGCGCGCAAAGCAAGCAACGAUAAUUCCAGCCUAUUCAAAAAGGUCUGUGAAGGGACUGCGAUUAUUCUGCUGUCUCCAGAGCAGCUCGAAUCAUCGGGUUUCUGUUCUGUUGUGGAUAACAAGGCAUUUGCAGCACACUUAUGUGUCAUGGUUGUUGACGAGGCUCACCUUAUUGACCUCUGGGGUUUAUCUAUCCGGCCAUCAUACAAAAAGAUAGGCUGGAUGUGCUCUCGUGCAGGACGUCAUGUUCCAGUGCUUGCUGUAACUGCCACGCUGCAAAAAAAAUCAGAGGCAGAGGUCCUUGGAUUCUUGGGCUUUCGUAGGGGACAUGACCAUGUCGUACGGCGGUCAAAUUUGAGGAGUGAUGUACGCAUUAUCUUCCGCAUAGCCAAGUCGGGCAUCAGUGGAACUAGUUUUCCAGAGCUCCGGUGGAUCCUCGAUUGCACCAAUAACUCUCUCAUCUUUGUACCUACUGUCCAUAUGGCAUUCCAUGUGCACGCCUACCUGCUUGAACAGGCUGCAGAGACACCAGGCAGGCACGAGUGUAUCUGUCUGUACAACUCAGCCAACUUCACCAACCAUAACAACAAAACAUUGGAUGACUUACGUGACGACUCAUCCACAACCCCCCGCAUCAUUGUUUCGACUGCAGCCCUAACCAACAGAGUCGACCCUCCAAAUAUCGGAUGUGUCGUUGUCUUCCCUCAACCUGCUACAAGUGACGAGUUGCUUCAGAACUUUGGGCAGGCCAAUCAAAAACGAAACCUCGCAGAUGCACAAGGCAUUGUUUAUGUGUCGAAGGAUGUUGUUCAGACAGCAAAACAAAUAGUCAGCCAAGGCAACACCACUGAAACAACAAAAGAGACCAUGCAGAUCUCAAUGGCCCGGCUCAUUCUCUCACAAUGCAAGGUCAACAAGAUUGAUGCCCUGUACAACAACCCACCAUUUGACAUGUCCUGCACCUGCGCUACGUGCCUGACUACUCCCCCACCGCCAUCACGUGCCCAGGAUUGUAAUUGCAGUGGGUGUCAGCCAGAGGAGAGUGAGGAGACGGUUGCACCCGCUGACAUGGUGUUACCAGAUAACGGCUGUGACUUCGUUCCUUCAAUUAUCGGUAUCAUUGUCUAG
Suillus clintonianus is the source of this 1494-nucleotide messenger RNA. RefSeq names its product P-loop containing nucleoside triphosphate hydrolase protein. Gene Ontology annotation, molecular function: ATP binding; 3'-5' DNA helicase activity; four-way junction helicase activity. The record is from RefSeq and is a predicted model, not a curated record. Gene Ontology annotation, cellular component: nucleus; chromosome; cytoplasm. Bases 1 to 1494 code for a protein of 497 amino acids. NCBI's taxonomy places the organism in Eukaryota, Fungi, Basidiomycota, Agaricomycetes, Boletales, Suillaceae. The transcript has 3 exons. Gene Ontology annotation, biological process: double-strand break repair via homologous recombination.